AUGCACUCUGUGACUGUUUUUCCCCACCAGGAGGACUAUGGACCGUGGGCUGAACCGGGUGAAGAACAGGACAAUGACAUGGACUGGACAACCCAAAGCCCUACGAGAACCAGGCCCACAACAACCACUGGCCCACCCAGCCUCCCCUUGCCUGGUAUCAGAACCACCACCCCUUUUGUCCAGAGGAGAACCACCACACCAGGCACUCCAUCCAGGACCACUCAAUCCAACCGAGCGCAGACGUCCACGGAGCCGAGUGAGAGGUACUACACCACAACCAGAGCACCAGAGGGGGCCGUCUCGGCAGGCAGCAGAGGCAGGGGGAGAACCCAGAAGUAUACCACUACAGCGACCACUCUGCCAUCACGCACUGAUGACAUCACCACUUCGUCAACCAGGACGGAGAAGGGCAGAGGGGUGGCGCGUCCUGUGACCGUCCCAAGCGGCAAAGGCAGCGGUGUUUCCAUGGCUACCCCUCUCCCGGAAAGCCGGAACGUGGCCACUUCCGCCCCCUUCCUCUCUCAGGGAGAACCACCACGGCCUACAAGUCCCAGCAUGCCCUUGUUUUCAUCCACUGCCUCCUCCUUCGGCGGGGUACUCUCGCAGACCACACAGCCGGUGUUCAACGGUGAGAUCCUCCCCUCCACCCUCCCUGUGUGUGACACGUCGACCCCUGGAAACCCCGGCUCCACCCCUAGCAACGACCCCACCUCCUGCCUGCAUGCCCCUCCCUCGUCUAGACCCCUGUCGUCUGUGAGCAGGCGGGACUCCCUGCAUGCUGCUACAGCACUGUUGUCUAGUGGUGACUCAUACGUCACUACCUCCCCCACCCUGUCUCUCCUCCCUCACCCCUCACACCCCCUGUCUGGUUGGGAGACAGUCGUCUCUCAUGGUGUUGGUGAUGAUGAUGUGUCGUCUGGUUCUUCGUCCGUGGCCUCGGGUGACCCCCCAAUGUUUAGUGACACUCACCCCCUUCAAACCUUACCUGACUCUCCCACUGAGCGGGACCUGUCUAAGCUAGCCUUCAGACCUCUCCCUGCAACCUCUCUCUCCCUGCAGCCUUCUCUUCUCCUCUCUAGUGACUUCUCUCUGUCCGGGGCCACCCCGGGCCUCACUGGCUCUGUAUCUGGCGGGCUGGGGGACUCUAGUUACGCUACAGGCCGUGUAGUAGAGUCUUGUCUGGAGGGUGUCGUCGGUGGUGGUGGUGGUGAUGUUGGGUUCACGGUAGCUAGCGAUGGCGUGGAGUCGUUGUGUACCUGCUCUCUGGAUGGCUUCUCAUCCUCCUCCUGGUUGCAUGCCUCUCCUCACCUCCCCCUUCCCACGUCUGACUGGGGGGCGGCUAGCCUAGCGCUCUACUCCUCCGGUAGUGACUUAGACCAUCUCCUCCAUUCAUCUAUGGCGGGCUUCACCAACCCGUCUGGAGGUCAGCCUCUCUCCUCCUCCUCCUCCUCCUCCUCCUCUUCCCCUGUUCCUCCUCAUCCUCCUCUCUCCGGUUCCCAUAGUGACCUGCUCGUUUCUGUUACAGCCACACCGUCCGGCUCCGAGGACCGCCGAACCUUGGCCCCAUCCUCCUCCUCCACAGCCUCCCCCCUCACCCCCACCCUCCUCCCUGACCUGCAGACGGUAGACAGUAGUGCCUCUGGCUCGAACCUGUCGGGAGAAGCCCAAGAGGAGCUAGAUGAGGAGUGGGACAAGGUUCAGAGUUCAGCCUCGGGGGAGGGCGCCCUCCCUUACAUCCCCACCUUCACCCCCUCACUCACCUCUGAAGCCACCGCCUCUCCCAACAUCGACACAGAAGAACGCUCCUUGUCGUUCUACUUUGAGAGCGAGAGCGGCAGUGCCGUCACCAUGGAUACAGCGGGGAGCACGCCGACAGUUUCUGGGGUAACCGCGGCGGCGCCCUGGUCGCUAGGUGGGGAGGUGGAGAGUGGCUCGGGGCAGGGUGAGAGCCUGUACGACAACGAGACGUCCUCAGACAUCACUAUCACCGAGCGCACAGAGAGAGACUCUGAGGAGGAGGAGCCAGUUGCAGGUAAAGAACCAUCCACAAGGGGGCAACAUCUCCUCGUACAUCAAGGCAAGGCACAGUGCUGCGCCUGUCGGAUUGCGGAAAACUACAGCUCCCAUGAUGCCAAUGCAACAGGAAAUACUUUGGAAUUUAGGAGACACAUCACCUAACACACCACCAAAUCCUGUGUGUGUGUGUGUGUGUGUGUGUGUGUGUUCACCGUCAUGGCCUUUCUGCUUUCUAUAACAUUUUCACAAUCAAGUCCACAGGCAUCAUAAUUUCAGUGUUCUUUGUUACGUGUUUUGUGUUAUAUCCAUUAACAUUAACAUGCACAUGCACAUGCCUUUGUCUCAAUUGUGUAUUGUAACAUCAUGUGAAGAACCCCAUUGGGUGUAGCACUUCAUCUCCAGCAGAGGGCAGCAGAUCUCUUCCCAAUCCCAACUCGCACCGAAACAGAUAUGUAGUUAGCCUUAGCAGACCACGAGAGGUCUAAUGUCCCCUUUUACAGUCUAUGUAAUUCACAAAUCAUUGAGACAGUCUCAGGGCCCCUGUCCAAAUCUUUUGUGAUUGGUGACCUUGAAGAUCCUGUAUAAUAUCCCAUAUAUCUGUCCACAUCCAGACCCCAGACAAGAAAACUAAUUUAAUAGAAAGUCCAUCUGCAUUCAAGCCUUUGCAAUAGAAGUGUAGUUUUGCCAAUAGGUUUUUAUGGUAUCCGCUCAUUGAGAGCCCCAUAGAUAUAAGCCAUUGUGUGCGUCAAGCUUUGAGCCAUUGUCAUGAACUAACCUGUAGUGCAUGUUAACUUUGUGAAAGCAUUUGUGUUCACUUUCAUCCGUAUCGUUGUCGCCAUUGUAUAUGGGUUAAAGAAGUAGCCAUAGGUUUAGAUUUGUUAGCUGAAUGGGUAUGAAGAUGUUAAAGCGAAUGUCUACUGUAGCGUUUAAAAUGUAAGUUAACAAGGUUACGUAGUUCAAGGAGGGGCUCUAUAUUACUCUAUGUAUUAGAACUGGAAGGUAAGUUGGAUGAGUAUGUGGAUUGAUUUACUAUUGGAAGUGUUUGUCAGUCAAUGUGUUGUAGUUGAAUGAGUGAAUGAUAUGUUGUGGGAGUUGUGUUGUGUUUCUCAAUAGUCAAAAGUAGAUAUCUCCUCAUCUGUUCUUCCCCCUCCAACGCUUACAGAGGCCAGUAACAGCAGCCAUGAGUCCAGGGUGGGUCUGGCCAGGGAGAGAGAGAGGAGGGCCGUGGUCCCUCUGGCAGUGGUCUCCACCCUCACCAUCCUGGGACUCAUCGUCCUGCUGGGAAUCCUCGUCUACUGGAGGUAAGAGGGAGGAGCAGGAGAAGGAGGUGGAGGUGGAGGAGGUGGAUAUGGAGGAGUAGGUGGAGGAGGAGAGGAGGAGUUUGGAGGAGGUGGAGAUGGAGGAGGAGGAAGAAGUGGUGGAGGAGAGGAGGAGUAGGUGGAGGAGGAGGAUUAUAUCCAUAAUGAUGAUUAUUAUAAGAUCCGUAAUGAUUAGAUCCAAUGAUGAUGAAUAUUAUGGUGAUGAUGUUGAGAAAUCCUCUCCCAUCGAUUCCCCCUGACCCCACGCAUCAUCUGUUUAAUCUGACAGCUAAGCUACAUGAACAACAGCUUUCUUUCUGCAUUGAUAGGCUCCACACACAUACUGACACCAUUAAGCCUUCUGCCUCCCUAUGGGACAGCUGUGUGGAACUGCCGCAGGGCUGAUACCUGUCAUAUUGUUAUUCAUCUGUCUCAGAGGAGUGGGUCUGUUUCGUCCCCAGACACGGGGCACUGCCGCCCCAGACAUCAGGAGGCACGGGUGGAGCGAGGCGGGGGUAGCAGAGGGGGAGCGAGGUUGACCUUAAGAACCACAUAUUUGUCUGUCUCACUGUGAGACCUAAUCUCCUCUGACACGGGCCCAAUCUCCUUCUCACUCUCACACACUUCCCCAUGACACAUCCAAUAUCUUCAACAGGGUUUCGGUUUGAGGUCUGGCUUUUCACAUUAGCUUUGAUGUGUCUGGGUAGAUUCACUUACACAUAACUGCCAUCAUUCAGAGUUGCCCGUCUCUAGUUAUAAAGACAUUUUGCCCAUACUGUGAGAUCAUAGAAAAAUACUACUUUUCACUGUGGCAGCAAACUGAAUGGUUGGACAGUUAAAUAACCAACAUUGGCAAUCCGAUCAAGAACACGUUAUCAGAAAUGUAAACACUUUAGCUGCAUAAGACUGUACAUUUCUCAUCCACUGGGCUGGAGACGUGACAUAUUGUUCAUGUUUUCUGCCCUGUUAUUGUAUUUUCAUGUUAAGCCUGUAAUAAUCUUGGUGCCGAUGAGGGAUUAAAGCUAAGAGAUGUUCCUCACUCAGAGUGUAGAGCGUUGAGCUUGGGGCUCAGGGUCGUACAGUGGUUGGGGAACAGGGCCUUGGGUGGGGUAGGAGGGGGAACAGGGCCUCGGGGUCGUACAGUGGUUGGGGAACAGGGCCUUGGGUGGGGUAGGAGGGGGAACAGGGCCUCGGGGUCGUACAGUGGUUGGGGUACAGGGCCUUGGGUGGGGUAGGAGGGGGGAACAGGGCCUCGGGGUCGUACAGUGGUUGGGGUACAGGGCCUUGGGUGGGGUAAGAGGGGGAACAGGGCCUUGGGUGGGGUAGGAGGGGGGAACAGGGCCUCGCGUGGGGUAGGAGGGGGAACAGGGCCUUGGGGUCGUACAGUGGUUGGGGAACAGGGCCUUGGGUGGGGUAGGAGGGGGAACAGGGCCUUGGGUGGGGUAGGAGGGGGAACAGGGCCUCGGGGUCGUACAGUGGUUGGGGAACAGGGCCUUGGGUGGGGUAGGAGGGGGAACAGGGCCUUGGGUGGGGUAGGAGGGGGAACAGGGCCUCGGGGUCGUACAGUGGUUGGGGAGCAGGGCCUUGGGUGGGGUAGGAGGGGGAACAGGGCCUUGGGUGGGGUAGGAGGGGGAACAGGGCCUAGGGUGGGGUAGGAGGGGGGAACAGGGCCUAGGGUGGGGUAGGAGGGGGAAACAGGGCCUAGGGGUGGGGUAGGAGGGGGAAACAGGGCCUCGGGUGGGGUAGGAGGGGGGAAACAGGGCCUAGGGUGGGGUAGGAGGGGGAAACAGGCCUCGGGUGGGGUAGGAGAGGGGAACAGGGCCUCGGGUGGGGUAUGGGGGGGAACAGGGGGGGGGGAAGGGGGAAACAGGGCCUCGCGUGGGGUAGGAGGGGGGGAACAGGGCCUCGCGUGGGGGUAGGAGGGGGGAACAGGGCCUCGCGUGGGGGUAGGAGGAGGGGAACAGGGCCUCGCGUGGGGUAGGAGGGGGGAACAGGGCCUCGCGUGGGGUAGGAGGGGGGAACAGGGCCUCGCGUGGGGUAGGAGGGGGGAACAGGGCCUCGCGUGGGGUAGGAGGGGGGAACAGGGCCUCGCGUGGGGUAGGAGGGGGGGAAAGUGCCUGCGCCUCAUUAUGUCUGACAUGAAGGCUUCGUGUCAGCGUCUUGUAAGAUGAGUGGCGCGAGGCUGAAUUGCAGUAAUCCCCUCCGUGUCGCGUCCUUGUACUUCCUCCGGUGACACUGCUCAUUUGGCCACCCCACAGCUGUGCACUUGGGGUUAGCAAAGUGGGGACGUCUUUUAGAAACGCACACAUGUAAUCUACUGGGGACAUCUCUUUGCUGUUUUUUUUUGAGUAAUCUGUGAGGUGAUGUCCAUUUUUGGGUAGCUGAGCACAGGUUCAUCAGAAAGACAUGCAGUGGUGUUCCUGUUAAAAACCUUUCCCGAAUUAGAAGGAACAUCUUUUUUCCUGUGUUGCGGACAGAUUACCAUGUUCUCCAACAUUGGUGGUUGACUUUGUAUGUUCAAAAACAACAACAAAAGCAUUUUUAGGCCUUUCUUAUCUCCGUUGUAUUUCUUUACAUCUUAAAAAUAUAUCUACAGUUGUUUUUAUUACAUUUACACAAGCAUUACUCAAAUAUUAUUAUGUGUUUUUGUCACAGAAUUUUCAACACACAUUUUUCACCAAAUGAGAACAACGCAUACAAAUCCCUCAUUUGUGUUAGAUGGAAAAAAGCAAUAUCUUUUUUGUACCAGAAGUAUAAUAGAAAAGGCAAUAUGUCACGAAGACAGAAGAAACUGGCAACACCUGCUGUUAUACAAGUGUAUUGUUGAUUAACUUGUAUCAUCGUACAUUUGUUUCCACAGGAAGUGUUUCCAGAUUGCCCAUUUCUACAUAGAGGACAACACAUCACCCAGAGUCAUAUCUGUUUCACCCAUACCCAUGCAUACAGCUACAGGUAACCAUUCUAUGAGACAAAGGGCUCUAUUCAAUCAGAUCCGAUUGAUCCGACAUCCGCAUAGCAGUUGUUUUGGCGGUGUCGGAGGUGGAACUGGGUUAGAGCUCCUGGCAUUAUACCGUAAGCGGACAUUGCCAUUGGCUGCACGGAGUCGCAUUAAGAGAAAUCCCAUGCAGCCUUGUUUACAAGUUGGAACACUAGAAUGUGAGAUGUAAUCUACACCUCCAUUAGGAUGAUAGAAAUCGUAUUUUAUUUUGUUUAAUGAUAUUCAAUUUGAGCGUCAUUAUUUCUAUAUAGCCUACACUUUCUCGUUCUGAACUUCUAACAUGAGUGGGACGGGUGUGGCUUCGUGACAAUGAUCAAGAGCAGCUGCUCACUGAUUUGACAGCUCCAACGCAGUUACACCUCCGACACCACCAAAACAUCAGCUAUGUGGGUGUCGGCUAUCGCCGGUUAACGCUUGACCUGUUCACCCAUGACUGCAUGGCCAGGCACGACUCCAACACCAUCAUUAAGUUUGCCGACGACACAACAGUGGUAGGCCUGAUCACCGACAAUGAUGAGACAGCCUAUAGGGAGGAGGUCAGAGACCUGGCCGUGUGGUGCCAGGACAACAACCUCUCCCUCAACGUGCUCAAGACAAAGGAGAUGAUUGUGGACUACAGGGAAAAAAAGAGGACUGAGCAUGCCCCCAUUCUCAUCAACGGGGCUGUAGUGGAACAGGUUGCGAGCUUCAAGUUCCUUGGUGUCCACAUCACCAACAAACUAUCAUGGUCCAAACACACCAAGACAGUCGUGAAGAGGGCAUGACAAAGCCUAUUCCCCCUCAGGAGACUGAAAAUAUUUGGCAUGGGUCCUCAGAUCCUCAAAAAGUUAUACAGCUGCACCAUCAAGAGCAUCCUGACUGGUUGCAUCACCGCCUGGUAUGGCAACUGCUCGGCCUCCGACCACAAGGCACAACAGAGGGUAGUGCGUAUGGCCCAGUACAUCACUGGGGCCAAGCUUCCUGCCAUCCAGGACCUCUAUACCAGGCGGUGUCAGAGGAAGGCCCUAAAAAUUAUCAAAGACUCCAGCCACCCUAGUCAUAGACUGUUCUCUCUGCUACUACACGGCAAGCUGUACCGGAGCGCCAAGUCUAGGUCCAAAAGGCUUCUUAACAGCUUCUACCCCCAAGCCAUAAGACUCCUGAACAGCUAAUCAUGGCUACCCAGACUAUUAAAAAAAAUAUAUUAUUCUUAAACUGCAUUGUUGGUUAUGAGCUUGUAAGUAAGCAUUUCACUGUAAUGUCUACACCUAUUGUAUUCGGCGCAUGUGGCAAAUAACAUUUGAUUUGAUUUGAUCUGAUUGAAUCUUGGCCGUACACACUUUCACAAACACACACACACACACACACACACACACCUUUUCCAUGGGGUCAACUAGAAUUCAUUAGAGUUGGCGUAAGAUAAAAGUGUUAACAAGCACAGAGACAUAUGGACAGGUGUUCUUUCCAUCUGUCCUUCCCUCUUCACCAAGCCUAGCUCUUUCAUUAACUCUACCUUACUCAACAUCUGCUUCCGCCAGAGUAGGAAGUUUCAAGCUUUUGUUCUGAUAAAAUAGUUUUGUUGAUGAUAUCAAUAACCUUUUCUCUCUGCCUUUAGAUGAACAUGAAGCCCUUCCGGUGAAGCAGUUUGUCGAGCACGUGACAGAGCUCCACGACACCAACGCAUUCUCCAGAGAGUUUGAGGUGUGCUGUCAAAUUCUGCUUCAGUUCUCUCACAGGAUAUGGUUGAUGACAACAAAUGACUAGUAUUACUUGGCAGCAUGUUUUAAUUUUACAACUGUCUGUCUUUAAUUUAGCUUUUCUGUAUGUAGCCUUCUUGCGAAACUGUUAUGUGUCAUCUGCGAUGUUACACGGUGGCUGUCAUUAUUUUAAGGUCAGCAUGCAGAAGACUUGUGGGAGACUUUGCACUGUGAUGGCCAUUCAAACUCACACUCUCUCUCUGCCUCAUGCUACAUGCUAUUGUAUGUCUCUGGCCCAGAUUCAUCUGAGGAGUCAUGUCUAUUGUCCUUACCACUGAGACUUACAAAUAUAUCAUAUUCAAUGCCAGUAGCAUACCACCCUGCAUCCCACUGCUAGCUUCCCUCUGAAGCUAAGCAGGGUCGGUCCCUGGAUGGGAGACCAGAUGCUGCUGGAAGUGGUGUUGGAGGGCCAGUAGCAUACCACCCUGCAUCCCACUGCCAGCUUCCCUCUGAAGCUAAGCAGGGUCGGUCCCUGGAUGGGAGACCAGAUGCUGCUGGAAGUGGUGUUGGAGGGCCAGUAGCAUACCACCCUGCAUCCCACUGCCAGCUUCCCUCUGAAGCUAAGCAGGGUCGGUCCCUGGAUGGGAGACCAGAUGCUGCUGGAAGUGGUGUUGGAGGGCCAGUAGCAUACCACCCUGCAUCCCACUGCCAGCUUCCCUCUGAAGCUAAGCAGGGUCGGUCCCUGGAUGGGAGACCAGAUGCUGCUGGAAGUGGUGUUGGAGGGCCAGUAGCAUACCACCCUGCAUCCCACUGCUAGCUUCCCUCUGAAGCUAAGCAGGGUCGGUCCCUGGAUGGGAGACCAGAUGCUGCUGGAAGUGGUGUUGGAGGGCCAGUAGCAUACCACCCUGCAUCCCACUGCUAGCUUGCCUCUGAAGCUAAGCAGGGUCGGUCCCUGGAUGGGAGACCAGAUGCUGCUGGAAGUGGUGUUGGAGGGCCAGUAGGAGACACUCUUUUCUCUGGUUUAAAAAAUAAUAUCCUAAUGCCUCAGGGCAGUGAUUGGGGACAUUGCCCUGUGUAGGGUGCUGUCUUUCAGAUGGGACGUUAAACGGGUGUCCUGACUCUUUGGUCACUAAAGAUUCCAUGGCACUUAUCGUAUGAGUAGGGGUGUUAACUCCGGUGCCGUGGCUAAAUUCCCAAUCUGGCCCUCAUACCACCUAAUCAUCCCCAGUUUCCUAAUGGCUCAUUCAUCCCCUCUCCUCCCCCUGUAACUAUUCCGCAGGUCGUUGCUGUAAAUGAGAAUGUGUUCUCAGUCAACGUACCUGGUAAAAUAAGGGUUCAAUAAAAUGCAGUGAUUGCUCAUGUUAAACUACAUAUUUACCAUUGCUUACCAUAUAAAUCCCAGCUUGGCAUUUUAUCAGUACUGUGUAAAUGCAUACAUGUGUAAAUGUUGUCAAUAACAAAAACAUAGGUUUGUAAGUUAAAGCUAAGGACAUUAACAUGGUACAUGGACUAAAUCCUGUUGCUCGCAUAAACAGUGAGAUUUGAGAUUUGCCCAUAAACCGUUUUCUUGUUAUUUAUUUGCACGUUUUUUGCUAACUAUGUGUCAUGAAAUUUCAUUGCUGUGCUUUUUGCAUUCCCCCCUCCCCGUUAGAUAUUGAAAGAGUGUUACGAGGUAAGCUAUAUCUCCCUUUUUUUCAUUUGAUUUUCUUUUUUUCUGUAGUAGUCGCGUGUAGAUGUUCGCCACAUUUCCAGCUGCCCAUGUUGACGUUUUUGUCGUGCAUGAUGACACAUUUAUGUUUGACUGCGUGGUAAGAGGAUGGUGGGAUUUAAGGUCACGUGUUUUUUUAGGAGGUGCAGGCGUGCACGGUGGACCUGGGUAUCACCACAGACGGCUCCAACCAUCCAGACAACAAGAACAAGAACCGAUACAUCAAUAUCCUGGCCUGUAAGUCAAACAUGCACCUUCAAACACAUGUACACACACAUACAUUCUUGAAUGCACCCAGCUUAUCUUUCCUCAUCUACUCCUAGAUGACCACAGCCGAGUAAGGCUCUCAACCCAAGCUGACAAAGAUGGGAAGAGUGGAGAUUACAUUAACGCAAACUACAUUGACGUAAGCAAUUCUCUUGCAUUUCUCUCUGUGCACAAUAGUGGAAAAGGACCUGUAAGUAAGCAUUUCACUGUUAGUCUACACCUGUUGUUUUACGAAGCAAGUGACAAAUACAAUUUGAUUUGAUUUGUUAUGAGGGCAAAUGUCUUGUUGAUAUAUAUAUCUGUUGUUCACUCUUCAUUUUUCUUUCCCUCCCUCCCUCCCUCCCUCCCUCCCCUCCACCCCUCCCUCCCCUCCACCCCUCCCUCCCCUCCACAGGGUUUCAACACGUCCAAGGCCUACAUUGCAGCCCAGGGCCCUCUCAAGUCCAGCACUGAGGCCUUCUGGAGGAUGGUGUGGGAACAGAACGUGGGCGUCAUCAUCAUGAUUACCAACCUUGUGGAGAAGGGACGGGUGAGAAAGCAGGGCCAUUAUAACGGCUUAUACAUGCUAUAAAUGCUGAAGGAUUGUAAUGUUGUAAUGCUUGAACAUAUUUAGUAAUAGUUCAUAAAUAGUUUAUUAAUGCUUAUUCGUGAAAGUAUUCAAAAAUGUUUGGUCGUGUAUGUCAGAGGAAGUGCGACCAGUACUGGCCCCUGGAGAGCCAGGAAGAGUACGGUGGUUUCCUGGUGACGGUGAAGAGCAGUAAGGUUCUGGCCCACUACACCCAGAGAACCUUCACCAUCAGGAACACCAAGGUCAAAAAGGUCGGAGGUCACACUAUUUACAUCACAUUUACCUCCUAAUAGUUUCACCUCUACUUCCUCACUGUAUCAUCUACUUCGGUUGCACCUCCCCUGCAAGUUAGUUGAAGCGCUGCCUCAUUACUACUUCUGAACAUUUCUUAUGGAACUACGAAUCCCAAGUGUCACAUUGACAGCCAUUUUGUGUCUGAUCCUGCUUACCACUUCCUUUUUCCUCCCACCAACUCCCAGGUUUCUCUGAAGGGGCGGAUUAACGAGCGGACCGUGACCCAGUACCACUACACUCAGUGGCCAGACAUGGGCGUGCCGGAGUACACUCUGCCCGUGCUCACCUUUGUCCAGAAGUCCUCCAAAGCCAGGACAGAUGACAUGGGGCCUAUCGUAGUGCACUGCAGGUAGGAGGCCAUAGAUAUAUAGUACCAGUCAAAAGUUUGGACAUACCUACUCAUUCCAGGGUUUUUCAUUAUUUUUACUAUUUUCUACAUUGUAGAAUAAUAGUGAAGACAUCAAAACUAUGAAAUAACACAUAUGGAAUCAUGUAGUAACCAAAAAAGUGUUAAACAAAUCAAAAUAUAUUUUAUAUUUGAGAUUCUUCAAAGUAGCCACUCUUUGCCUUGAUGACAGCUUUGCACACUCUUAGCAUUCUCCCAACCAGCUUCAUGAGGUAGUCACUUGGAAUGCAUUUCAAUUAACAGGUGUGCCUUGUUAAAAGUUAAUUUGUGGAAUUUCUUUCCUUCUUAAUGUGUUUGAGCCAAUUAGUUGUGUUGUGAAAAGGUAGGGGUGGUAUACAGAAGAUAGCCCUAUUUGGUAAAAGACCAAGUCCUCUUCUCUUGAAUACCCGGUGAGUUCCAGACAUGUUUGUUCAUACGUUGAAUGGUUCCAGCGCUUUAAAAACCUAAUCUACUCUUAAACUUGGAACAGCAUCCACCACGACUGUGAACAGUGUAGACAAUGAGAACUUUUUUACAUUUCAGGUUGGAUUUCUACCAGCACUCAACCUCAACAUUGUCACUUUCAAUAGAACAUUUAGCAAAAUGCCUGCACACUUGAACCCCUCCUGGGUGGACCUGGGUAUCACCACAGACGGCUCCAACCAUCCAGACAACAAGAACAAAAACCGAUACAUCAAUAUCCUAGCCUGUAAGUCCAUAUUAUGGCAAGAACAGCUCAAAUAAGCAAAGAGAAACGACAGUCCAUCAUUACUUUAAGACAUGAAGGUCAGUCAGUCCGGAAAAGUUCAAGAACUUUGAAAGUUUCUUCAAGGCAGUCUCAAGAACCAUCAAGCGCUAUGAUGAAACUCGCUUCCAUUAGGACCACCACAGGAAAGGAAGAUCCAGAGUUACCUCUGCUGCAGAGAAUAAGUUCAUUAGAGUCACCAGCCUCAGAAAUUGCAGCCCAAAUAAAUGCUUCACAGAGUUCAAGUAACAGACACAUCUCAACAUCAACUGUUCAGAGGAGACUGCGUGAAUCAGGCCUCAUGGUCAAAUUGCUGCAAAGAAACCACUACUAAAGGACACCAAUAAGAAGAAGAGACUUGCUUGGGCCAAGAAAUACGAGCAAUGGACAUUAGACCGGUGGAAAUCUGUCCUUUGGUCUGAUGAGUCCAAAUGUGAGAUUUUUGAUUCCAACCGCCGUGUCUUUGUGAGACGCAGAGCAGGUGAACGGAUGAUCUCCGCAUGUGUGGUUCCCACCAUAAAGCAUGGAGGAGGUGUGAUGGUGUGGGAGUGCUUUGCUGGUGACACUGUCUGUGAUUUAUUUAGAAUUCAAGGCACACUUAACCAGCAUGGCUACCACAGCAUUCUGCAGCGAUACGCCAUCCCAUCUGGUUUGCGCAUAGUGGGACUAUCAUUUGUUUUUCAACAGGACAAUGACCCAACACACCUCCAGGCUGUGUAAGGCUAUUUGACCAAGAAGGAGAGUGAUGGAGUGCUGCAUCAGAUGACCUGGCCUCCACAAUCCCCCGACCUCAACCCAAUUGAGAUGGUGUGGGAUGAGUUGGACCGCAGAGUGAAGGAAAAGCAGCCAACAAGUGCUCAGCAUAUGUGGGAACUCCUUCAAGACUGUUGGAAAAGCAUUCCAGGUUAAGCUGGUUGAGAGAAUGCCAAGAGUGUGCAAAGUUGUCAUCAAAGCAAACGGUGGGUACUUUGAAAAAUCUAAAAUAUAUUUUGAUUUGUUUAACACUUUUUUGGUUACUACAUGAUUCCAUAUGUGUUAUUUCAUAGUUUUGAUGGCUUCACUAUUAUUCUACAAUGUAGAAAAUUGUAAAAGUAAAGUAAAACCCUGGGUAGGUAGGUGUGUCCAAACCUUUGAUUGGUACUGUAGAAUGAACUUGUGUAUAUAUAUAUAUAUAUAUAUGCAUAGAUAUGUAGAAUGUAUAGAACAGCUUUAAAAUCAAUGCCAUUUGUAUCAACUGAAAUUCCAUUUAAAUUCAGUCAAUAAAUGUUUUAUCUUCUUCUAUACAUGAAUGUUUCAAUUCAGGAAGUAAAUUUACAUUCCGACCGGCAUAGAAAUAUAAUAACAUGGACAUGGUCCUCCAUUAUGUCACUUAGCAGCCACUUUACAUUCACAUUUACAUUUACGUCAUUUAGCAGACGCUCUUAUCCAGAGCGACUUACAAAUUGGUGCAUUCACCUUAUAGCCAGUGGGCUUUCACCUGGACAGCUGAGAAGUUCAACAUGAAACAUUAUUUAAUGGAGAACUAAAGUGGAAUUUAAAAUACCAGGAUUCAGAAUAUAUUGUGAACCUCUCUUGUGUGUGUGUGUGUGUUUCCAGUGCUGGCGUUGGCAGGACUGGUACCUACAUAGUGUUGGAUAGCAUGCUGAAGCAGAUCAAAGAAGAGGGCACGGUCAACAUCAUGGGCUUCCUCAAACACAUCCGCACACAGAGGAACUACCUGGUACAGACAGAGGUGAGCGUCCAGGUGGGCGGGGUUUGCACUUUUGGGACUGUUCUAUUGGUGCCAUUGUGCCAGGAAAGCUCCAUCAAAUGCAGCUAAAGUAUUUUAAAGAAUACUAUUUGAACCCAGGUCUGAUACCAACAAGAAAAUAGUGGAUCCACUACAGUAAGAUUAGUUGUCCUGUCACCUUACCAGAACAGUAUGAAUGACAACACCCAACUAAGGCUUUCAAUCCCUACUUUCCCUGUGCAUUCAGGAGCAGUAUGUGUUCAUCCACGACGCCCUAGUCGAGGCUAUCUUGGGCAAGGAAACGGAGGUUCCCUCCAGCCGCAUUCACAGCUACGUCAAUGACCUCCUGACCCCAGGGCCCUCCGGCAGGACGCGGCUAGAGAAACAGUUUAAGGUAAGGACACAUGCUAUUAACAAGUCAUAGUGCUAGUAUUGGCAUUCACUGUAGAUUUACAAUGGUAAACCCGAGUGGCGCAGUGGUCUAAGGAUCCUGUCGUAGCCGGCCGCGACCGGGAGACCCAUGGGGCGGCGCACAAUUGGCCCAGUGUCAUCCAGGGUAGGGGAGGGAAUGGCCGGGCAGGGAUGUAGCUCAGUUGGUAGAGCAUGGCGUUUGCAACGCCAGGGUUGUGGGUUCGAUUCCCACAGGGGGCCAGUAUAUAAAAAUAAUGUAUGCACUAACUGUAAGUCGCUCUGGAUAAGAGCGUCUGCUAAAUGACUAAAAUGUAAAAAAAAUGUAAAAUGUAAACAUUCCAUAAGAACUCCAGUAGGACAUAAAGGGCAGACAUACAUUUGGAGAACAAUAAGUCUAUCGGUUGCCUUUCUUUGUCCUCUGAAAAGACCAGGUGCAACCGCUGGCACAUUUUGAAACAUUAACCGUUAAUCUGCCCCUUGGUUCCAAUAUGAUUACAGCUGAUAUCCUCGUCCAAUGCCAAACAGUGCGACUACUCGGCAGCCCUGAAAGAGUGUAACAGAGAGAAGAACAGAAACUCCUCUUUAAUACCCGGUGAGUUCCAGACAGGUUUGUUCAUACGUUGAAUGGUUCCAACACUUUAAAAACCUCCUCUUAAACUUGGAACACCAUCCACCACGACUGUGAACAGUGUAGACAAUGAGACCUUUUUUACAUUUCAGGUUGGAUUUCUAUCAGCACUCAACCUCAACAUUGUCACUUUCAAUAGAACAUUUAGCAAAAUGCCUGCACACUUGAACCCCUCCUAACUAAAACUGUUAUAAAAAAAAUUAAAGCAAAAAAGUUAUUUGAGAGCAUGAACCUUGAGAGGCACAUUUUGCUCUUGUUUGGUGUAAGGCAAAUGUCUGACAAAAUCAUGUUAUGUAGGUAAAGCAAUGGUAAUGGUUUAGUAAUGCUAAUCGGAUAAAGCUAAUAAUUCUAAUAGUAAUAUUCUACAAAAUUACAUUCUGUAUACCUUAAGAGGAAGUUUAACAAUGUGUGGCUUUGUCUCCAGUUGAAAGGUCGCGGGUGUGUCUGUCCACGGUGGCGGGAGAAACUACAUCAGACUACAUCAACGCCUCAUACCUCACGGUAAGAACCCAACCCUUCUAGAUAGAAAAGUCACAGUGACAGAUACUAACUACAUAGUUACACAUUGUAACACAUUUCCAGUAAAUUUCACUUUUGGAUUCCUGUCCAAAUUGCCGAUCGGAUUCAGGUCUCAAUGUUCUACCACCGGCUGUGUUUUCCAGGGGUACCGGCAAAGCACUGAGUUCAUCGUGACCCAGAACCCGCUGGCCGGCACAGUGACAGACUUCUGGAGGAUGAUCUGGGAUCACAAUGCUCAGGUCAUCGUCACACUGCCGGAAACACCAAGCUUGGUGGGUAUCUAUCUGUCCUCCUGGACUCAAAACUGCUGAUGUAUGCAUGGCAGCCAUUUUGUGCCUCAAACAGGAAGUCCUUACCACAUCUGUGUUCUCAGGCAGAGGGGGAGGAGCCGUACGUGUACUGGCCCCACAAGGAGCAGCCAAUCAGCUGUGAGGCGUUCACAGUGACCCUGCGGAGCGAGAACCACGUGUGUCUGGCCAACGAGGAGAUGCUGGUGGUGCAGCACUACGUACUGGAGGCUACACAGGUGAGAUCAGCUGAGGGAGCUCAGUAAAACCAGGGAGAUCAGCUGAGGGAGAUCAGUAAAACCAUCAGUAAAACCAGGGAGAUCAGCUGAGGGAGAUCAGUAAAACCAGGGGGAUCAGCUGAAGGAGAUCAGUAAAACCAGGGUGAUCAGCUGAGGGAGAUAAGUAAAACCAGGGAUAUCAGCUGAGGGAGAUCAGUAAAACCAGGGAGAUCAGUAAAACCAGGGAUAUCAGCUGAGGGAGAUCAGUAAAACCAGGGAGAUCAGCUGAGGGAGAUCUUUAAAACCAGGGAGAUCAGCUGAGGGUGAUCAGUAAAAACAGGGAGCUCAGCUCGAUAAGUAAGAUUAGUCACACUAGCAUGAUCAGCUACAUAGAACAGACUAACUACAUUGGAGAGAGAGGGAGAUCAGCCACAGACUGUGGGACCAGCACAAAAAGAUCAGCCUCAAAGAAUAGACCAGUCGCUAUGGACCAGUCACUAUGGACCAGUCGCUAGUGCUCUUCAAAUGUUAUCACUGUGUCUAUACCCAAACAACCAUUAAACCACUGAAUUGAUACACAGAGGGAAUAUAUAGCAACAAGGAAAUGCUUAUUCCAUGGAGUUGUUCUGCUUAUCUCUUCCUGGAUCUUAGCCCAUGGUGAAACCAAAUGGCCAGUGAAAAGAGUGGACAUAUUUUUUGCACAGUUUAGACUCGACCAUCUGCACAACCAAUCACUGGAACACUUUCAACACACACACACACACACACAGAGACACACACACUUGCACUACAUGACCAAAAGUAUAUGGACACCUGCUCGUCGAACAUCUCAUUCCAAAAUCAUGGGCAUUAAUAUGGAGUUGGUCCCCACUUUGCUGCUAUAACAGCCCCCACUCUUCUGGGAAGGCUUUCCACUAGAUGUUGGAACAUUGCUGCGUGGGCUUCAGCCACGAGCAUUAGCGAGGUCGGGCACUGAUGUUGGGCGAUUAGGCCUGGCUCGCAGUCAGCGUACCAAUUCAUCCCAAAGGUGUUCGAUGGAGUUAAGGUGAGGGCUCUGUGCAGGCCAGUCAAGUUCUUCCACACCGAUCUCGACAAACCAUUUCUGUAUGGACCUUGCUUUGUGCACGGGGGCAUUGUCAUGCUGAAACAGGAAAGAGCCUUCCCCAAACUGUUGCCACAAAGUUGGAAGCACAGAAUCGUCUAGAAUAUAAUUGUAUGUAUGUAUGUAAGAUUUCCCUUCACUGGAACUAAGGGGCCUAGCCCGAACCAUAAAAAACAGCCCCAGACCAUUAUUCCUCCUCCACCAAACUUUACAGCUGGCACUAUGCAUUCGGGCAGGUAGCGUUCUCCUGGCAUCCGUCAAACCCAGAUUUGUCCGUCGGACUGCCAGAUGGUGAAGCGUGAUUCAUCACUCCAGAGAACGUGUUUCAACUGAGUACAAUGGCGGCGAGCUUUACACCACUCCAGCUAGCGCUUGGCAUUGCGCAUUUUAGGCUGCUCGGCCAUGGAAACCCAUUUCAUGAAGCUGCCGAUGAACAGUUCUUGUGCUGACGUUGUUUCCAGAGGCAGUUUGGAACUUGGUAGUGAGUGUUGCAACCGAGGAAAGACGAUUUUUACACACUACGCGCUUCAGCACUCGGCGGUACCGUUCUGUGAGCUUGUGUGGCCUACCACUUCGCGGCUGAGCCGUUGUUGCUCCUAGACGUUUACACUUCACAAUAACAGCACUUACAGUGGACCGGGACAGAUCUAGAAGAAAUUUGACGAACUGACUUGUUGGAAAGGUGGCAUCCUAUGACAAUGCCACGUUGAAAGUCACUGAGCUCUUCAGUAAUUCCUUUCUAUUGCUAAUGUUUGUCUAUGGCGAUUGCAUGGCUGAGUGCUCGAUUUUAUACACCUGUCAGUAACGGGUGUGGCUGAAAUAGCCGAACCCACUAAUUUGAAGGGGUGUCCACACUUUUUUAUAUAUAGUGUACACACACACACACACUCUCUCUCUCUCUCUCUCUCCGAUUGUGUGUUGUUGUCCCCCUCUGGGCCAGGAUGACUAUGUUCUGGAGGUGAGGCACUACCGGGCGCCGCGCUGGCCCAACCCAGACAGCCCCAUCAGCAGCACCUUUGAGCUGCUCAGCCUGGUGAAGGAGGAGAGCUCCUCCAAGGAGGGCCCCACGGUGGUCCACGACCAGUAA
Coregonus sp. 'balchen' is the source of this 17936-nucleotide messenger RNA. NCBI's taxonomy places the organism in Eukaryota, Metazoa, Chordata, Actinopteri, Salmoniformes, Salmonidae. The record is from the annotation of a GenBank genome assembly.